CUUGUCUAGUUGUCUACCUUGUUGCCUUCUUGGAGCUCUGAAUCCGCUACCCCAUUCCCACCUAUUUCGCACAAACAGCCGCCACCCUGCGGUCAAAUGGAUAGUGUUAAACUUAUGCAUUAAAAACACGGUGUAUAAUAAUGUAAUUGAAUUAUAUUAUUAUAAUUCAUACGGUAUACAUAGUACUACGGUCACUAUCUAUAUCGAUCUGUAUUAUAUCCAGAACCAACCGGUCAGUCGGUCACUUUUGACUUCUAUAUAACAUCAUAUCAAGAUACACAUACCACCCAUUAAAUUACUCCUAAUCCGGGAUGGAGGCUACUUUCAGCUUACUUGCCGUGUGUGUUGCCUCAUCAGUGGCAUCCUUAGGCAUAAUAUUAUGGGGAGUGAUGGAUUGGGUGUGGUUCAAGCCCAAGAGGUUGGAAAAGUGCCUUAAACAGCAAGGCCUUAAGGGUAACCCCUACAGGCUCCUCUCUGGAGACAUGAAAGAUAUUGCCAGCAUGAUAAGUGAGGCCAAUUCCAAACCCAUGAAUCCCUCUGAUGAUUAUAUCGCUCCUAGACUCCUUCCCUAUUUCCUUCAUCUCAUCAACAAAUAUGGUAGAAAGUGCUAUGUGUGGAUGGGACCAAGGCCUGCUGUGUUCAUCUUGGAUCCUGAUUUAGUAAAGGAGGUUUUCAAUAAACACCAUGUGUAUCAAAAGCCUCAGAGCAACCCGCUAGGAAAGAAAUUUAUUCAAGGACUAGUCAGCAUUGAGAAAGACGUAUGGGCAAAACACCGAAGAAUAAUCAAUCCUGCCUUCUACUCUGAGAAGCUGAAGCUCAUGCAACCAGCUUUCUUGCUAUGCUGCGGUGAAAUGGUAAGAAAAUGGGAGGGGAUUGUCUCAGAAAAAGGUUCUUGCGAGCUGGAUGUGUGGCCCGACCUUCAAGGCCUGACGUGCGAUGUGAUCUCUCGAACCGCGUUUGGGAGCAGCUAUGAAGAAGGAAAGAUUAUUUUUCAACUCCAGAAAGAGCAAACCAAGCACUUUAUGGAAGCUGCACGCCAUGUUUAUGUCCCUGGAUGGAGAUUCCUGCCAACUAAGAGGAAUAGAAGAAUGAAUGCCAUUCAAAAGGAAGUGAAAUCAUCGAUCCGGUGUAUUAUAGACAAGAGGUUGAAGGCUGUGAAGGAAGGAGAGGCUAACAAAGAUGAUUUGUUAGGCAUAUUGUUGGAAUCUAACAUAGAAGAAAUAAAAAAACAUGGUAAAAAAGAAUUCGGAAUGAGCAUUGAAGAUAUCAUCGAAGAGUGCAAACUGUUCUAUUUUGCAGGACAGGAGACUACUUCCGUGUUGCUAGUUUGGACUAUGGUUCUCCUCAGCAAAUUCCAAGAUUGGCAAACCCGAGCUAGAGAUGAGGUUCUGCACGUUAUUGGCCAGGACGAGGCGCUUGAUUUUGAAAAACUAAAUAACCUCAAAGUUGUGACAAUGAUUUUGUAUGAGUCUUUGAGGCUAUAUCCACCCGUGCCUGGCCUGAUGAGGAGGAUAGUGGAGGAGACAAAACUUGGAGAAAUAGUUUUGCCUCCGGGGGCAAUGUUGUCAUUACCAAUACAAUUGCUACAUCUUGAUAGUGAGAUAUGGGGUGAAGAUGUUAAGGAUUUCAACCCAGAGAGGUUCAGUGAAGGGAUUAUUGGAGCAACCAAGGGUAAAAACGCUUUCCUUCCGUUUGGCGGAGGGCCUCGAAUAUGUAUUGGCCAAAACUUUGCUUUGGUGGAAGCUAAAAUGGCUAUCACAAUGAUUCUACAAAGGUUCUGCUUUGAACUCUCUCCUUCCUAUGCUCAUGCUCCUAUUUCAAUGGGGACCACUCAACCUCAACAUGGUGCUCCCCUCAUUAUGCAAAAGCUCUAAUAUGUUACUUAUGUUUAUGACCUUAAGGAUAAAACAAUGUGUUUCUGGCAAUGUGAAGGUACUGUCUCUGUAUAUAGACAUUUUUUUUUUCUUUUACUCUUUUUUACUUCUUAUUUUCAAGAGAAAUAUAUGUCAUAUCUUAUGCUUUAAUAUUCCACUGCCGUGUAUAAAUAAAAUUGAAAACGAAGAGUAAAAAGUCUGCAUACCUACUGCUACCUAAGAAUAAAUAGAUAAACAAACAGCAAUGGUGACAUUCUUGAGGAGAAAAAGGUGUAUCUUAAUUCAGUGAAACCAGCCAUUGAGUCUAGGAGUUAAGUCUGGGAGGACUGGACCUCAUGUUUGUAAGCGGACAUCACAUAAGAACAAUGUCCUGUCCAAAGCUGAUGCAAGCAGAUACAUCAACGCCAUCAAGUCCUUGUCCACUGGGACGGGCUCAAGCAUUUUUGUAUCUAAUUAUAGGACACAUUAUGUUCUAUGCCACGGGUAGUUCCUUAAGAUCUGGGGUCAUCAAUCUUCGUGCUGUUAUGUUAUGGAGACGUACGUAUGGAGAUGAACCGCCCUUCACGUUCUCUAAAAGCAAAGUGUUGAUCACAAUUCAGCUGCAAAUGGCAAGCUUGCAGAGGCAGCAGCAGCCACAAGAGGUGCUGUUGCAUCACAAGUAGCUGGAGUGACAUUGAGCAGAAUGAAUGGCACAAACAUUUUGGUGUGCUGGACAUUUACCAUUUUGUUGCAAACCAAGCCCUCUAAACCAGGAUGACCACUUAGACCAGCGGUGUGCUAUUAUAAGAUUUUCUGUGAAAUCACAUAAGCCUUCACACAAUCACAAUACAUCCAGAAGCGGUGUGCUAUUAUGGCCGGUUUGAUCUGAUCACUAAAUCGGAUUGUCAAUUUAUUAGAUUCCACACUUAAUGUCGCAGUCUUAGAU
Molecule: messenger RNA, 2799 nt
Organism: Cuscuta epithymum
Lineage: Eukaryota; Viridiplantae; Streptophyta; Magnoliopsida; Solanales; Convolvulaceae
Source: the annotation of a GenBank genome assembly